This is a messenger RNA of Mus caroli (Ryukyu mouse), 3924 nucleotides long. RefSeq lists its product as uncharacterized. The record is from RefSeq and is a predicted model, not a curated record. Gene Ontology annotation, cellular component: nucleoplasm. Gene Ontology annotation, biological process: negative regulation of transcription by RNA polymerase II; regulation of immune system process; regulation of cytokine production. NCBI's taxonomy places the organism in Eukaryota, Metazoa, Chordata, Mammalia, Rodentia, Muridae. Gene Ontology annotation, molecular function: DNA-binding transcription repressor activity, RNA polymerase II-specific; RNA polymerase II cis-regulatory region sequence-specific DNA binding.
GCUGGCCAUCUUUGGCACCUUUGGGAGCUCCUGCUGUUCUGCUGCAGAGGCACUGACGUUGUUAGGUGCUUUGUCAUCCUGCGAUCUGGUCCCAGAGGCACGCGUAGGGGCCCGGGAUACUAUAGAAGCGAGGAGAUGGAGCCGAUAACGUUUGAUGAUGUGGCCAUUAUUUUUUCUCCAGAGGAGUGGGAAUGUCUGGACUCUGCUCAGCGGGACUUAUACAGGGAUGUAAUGGUGGAGAAUUGCAGAAACCUGCUGUCUGUGGAGGCAUCCCGUCAUGGUACCAAAGGCUUUUCAUCAAAGAAGGACAUGAAGCGUUCCUUCCAAGAAGAGUUAAGCAGAAGACUCAGCAAGUGUGGCGCUGACAUUUUCCAUCCGAGGAAACAGUGGGAGAGUGAGAGGAAGACGGAAAGUCAAAAAGUGCUGUGCAGUGGACCGUGUGUGACAGCUAACAGUGGUACAGAGAAAAGUGUCUCUGCCAACAGAGAUCAAGGACAGAAAAUAUCUCAGAAAAGGUCUCACAUGGUGGCAGUGACUCACAAAGAGCCCCACCUUUCAGUCAGCAAACAUUCCCAGUCACAUUUGAAACUUACCUCUCCUCUGAAAGGAAAGCAGCAAUGUCUGAAAGGGAGCCGACUCCACGACACGACCAGUAAGGUGAUCGAUUUAAAAAGGAGCACUGGAUUGAACUCCUCCUCAAACAUUGCUGUAGCUAGAUUAGAAUAUAAACAUAUUUCUAAAUGUGAUCAGUUAGAGAGCUCUUUUACAAAAAAGCCAUCGUUUUGUAGUAAACAAACAACUUGUGUCAAACUACACAGUGUCAAUGAAUGUGGGCAGAAGCUUUCUCAUCCCUCACUCUUAAAUAAAAAAAAAGGCACAACGAUUCGGGACGCAGAGAGGGGAGCAGAGAGUGUGUGUGAUGAGACUUCUCAGACCGUUCGCCAGAGCGGUAUCCUGAAUAACUCCCAGGAUUCCUCUACUGGAGAGAAAACUUAUGAAUGUACCAAGACACACAAAAACUUCAGCGGUGGUUCAGAUCAUGGUAAGCAGGUUCCUUCUCCAGAGAAUGUUUUUAGAGGGAACAAAUGUGGGGAUGUCAUUCAUCAGAGCUUAAAAGAUCUUCAGAGUUCCCACCUUCAAGAUGAGGCUUACAAGUGUGAGGAAUGUGUCCUGACUUUUCGUCAAAAAUCAGAUCUCCGAGAACACCAGAAAACUCAUGGGAGAGCCAAAUCCUACAAAUGUGGAGAGUGUGGUAAAGCUUUUAGCAGUUGUUCAGGCCUUAAUGUACACCAGAGAAGUCAUAAUGGAGAGAAUCCCCGUGAAUGUAAAGAGUGUGGCAAAGUCUUCGCUAGUGGUAGAGGUUUAGCUUGCCACCAAAACUCUCAUACAGGAAAGAAAUCUUAUGACUGUGAAGAGUGUGGCAAAACCUUUAAGAAGAGUUCAAACCUUAUACAACAUCUAAGGAUUCACACUGGAGAGAAACCUUACAAAUGUGAGGACUGUGGCCUAGCUUUUAAUCAAACCUCCCAUCUUGCUAAGCACCAGAGAAUUUACGAUGGAGAAUGUGGUAGAUCCUUUGUCAAGUGUUCCACCAGCAGACGUUGUCAUAGCAUUCAUCCUGGAUCGAAGCCCCACAAGUGCAAGCAGUGUGGGAAAACCUUCGCUGAUAUUUCAAAGCUUACUCAACACCAAAACGUCCACACUGGCGAGAAACCGUUCAAGUGUAACGAGUGCGGCAAAGCCUUUAACAGUGGGUUAAGCCUGAAAUAUCACCACACUGGAGUUCACACUGGAGAGAAGCCCUACAAGUGUAAAGAGUGUGAGAAAGCCUUCACGCAGAUUGCAAAGCUUACAGAGCACCAGCGAGUUCAUACUGGAGAGAAGCCCUAUGAGUGCAAGGAAUGUGGCAAAGCCUUUCGCAAUUUUUCAGCGUUCAAUUACCACCAUAGAACUCAUACAGGAGAGAAGCCCUACGAGUGCAAGGAAUGUGGCAAAGCUUUUACCAAAAGUUCAGAUCUCAAAAGACAUCACAGAAUUCACAGUGGAGAGAAACCUUACAAAUGUAACGAGUGUGGCAAAGCCUUUGCCAUGAACGCAAGUCUGAGAGAGCAUCAGAGGGUGCAUACUAAAGAGAAACCCUACAAAUGUGAUCAGUGCAGCAAAGCCUUCAACCACUACUCACACCUCACACUGCACCAGAGACUUCACACUGGAGAGAAGCCCUACACGUGUGAAGCCUGCGGCAAAGCCUUUUCCAGGUGGUCAGGCCUCAGAUAUCAUAAAAGAACUCAUACUGAAGAGAAGAAGUGUUCCUAAUGCAAAGACUAUGGCAAGCUGUGUGUGUGUGUGCACAUAGGUGGACACAUGUGACCAUGUGUGGAAGGCUGAGGUUAAUAUUGAAUUCCUCCAUUGCUCUACCUUCUUGUUUUUUUAAAAAUUACAUUAAGUGCCAGGCAGUGGUGGCACACACCUUUCAUCCCAGCACUCGGGAGACAGAGGCAGGCAGAUUUCUGAGUUCGAGGCCAGCCUGGUCUACAAAGUGAGUUCCAGGACAGCCAGGGCGACACAGAGAAACCCUGUCUCGACAAAAACCAAAAAAGAAAAAAAAAUUACGUUAAGCAUGUUGCUUUGUGUGUUCAUGUGUAUGUAUGUGCAUGCAUGUGUCAUAGUUGGGGGGGGGUUGGUUACGUCCUUCCAUGUGGUCUUGGGGAUCUAACUCAGGAGGUCACAGGAGGUCACAGUUCCUUUACCUGCUGAGCCAUUUUACUGACCUCACCUUAUUUUUUGAUACAAAGUUUAAUUUUUUUUAAAAGGAUGUAUUUUAUGUGUAUAAUGUAUGAAUGUCUGUGCAUCACAUACUGCCCACAGAAGCCAGAAGAGGGCAUCAGAUUCCCUGGCAGUGGAGUUACAGGCAGUUCUUAGAGCCAGUUGGUUGCCGGAAGCAAACCCAUGUCUUCUGCAAGAGCGAGUGUGUUCUAAGCCAACUCUCCAGUCUUGUCUUCAGACAUUUUUAAAUAAAUAACUUAUUUAUAUACUUAUUUAUUUGUGUAAGCACACAUGUCUGUGCUCAGAGUUAGAGGACGACUUGCAGGAGUUAGUUCUUUACCUGGUUGGUCCCAGGGAUUGGACUUAGGUCAUUUGGCAUGAUGGCAGGCAUCUCACAAGUUCUGAGAUAAGCUUUCUCAAUGAACCUGGAGUUCAUUGACUGGGACCAGCAAGCCUUCAUAAUAUUAAUUGUCUAUACCUCCAGAGCUAGAGUUAUAAAGUUGUGCUGUCAUGCCUAACUUGUAUUUAUUUAUCUUGUAUUUAUUUAUUUAUUUAUUUAUUUAUUUAUUUAUUUAUUUAUUUAUGAUGAUUUGAGACAGGUUUUCUGUAACUCUGGGUAUCCUAGGACUCACCAUGUAGACCAGGUUGGCCUUGAAUCACAGAGAUCCACCUGCCUCUGCCUCCCGAGUUCUGGAAUUGAAAGCGUGUGCCACCAUGCCUGGCCUAUGCCCAGUUUUAGGUGUAGGGGAAGGGAUUUGGAUUUGGGUCUUUAUGUUUGAAUAGCAUCUGCUAUCUCCAUUGAGCCAUCUCCUCAGCCUGCAUGGUGAGUUUUUUUUUUUUUUUUGCUUUUUAAAUUAAUUUUAUUUAUGUGUAUGGAGGUUUUGUUUGUGCACAUAUCUGUACAUUACAUGUGUGCCUGAUCCAUUCCCUGCGGAGACCAGAAGAGGGUGUCAAAUCUCCUGGACUGGAUUGCACACAGCUAUCAGCUGCUAUUUGGUUGCUGGCUGCCAACUGAUUAGUCAUUUCUCCUGUCCUGUGGCAACAGUUUUAUUCAGAUAUCAAACAUUGUUUAAUAAAUAAUUCAUGCUGGAUAUAUUAUACAUGUAAUGAAUGUGGGAGACCCUUGUCUAAAAUAUACAUCUUAGAAAAUAGUAAAAA